Molecule: messenger RNA, 2394 nt
Organism: Notodromas monacha
Lineage: Eukaryota; Metazoa; Arthropoda; Ostracoda; Podocopida; Cyprididae
Source: the annotation of a GenBank genome assembly
AUGACUGCUCUGUAUCGCGCCUCCGCGAUUACUUCCUUUUGCUCCGAGGAUCACACGGGCCGCGAUUCCGGGUAUCAUCAUCUAGCGCCCAGUGAUUCUUCCCAGUCACCUUCCGAGUCCAGAGAACGAGGCAGAACGGAAACAUCAUCGUCAGGUUAUAAACCCGAGUUCCCGGACAAUCAAGAGAAGACUAUAACGCUGAACGAGGGCGAAUCGAAAGUUGUCAACGUCACGGCGCGCGGCAACCCCAGCGCCAUCACGUACAAAUGGAAAAAGGGCAAAGGAAAAUUCACGAAAACUAGCUCUGCAAUCGUUGACGGUCCUUUGCUGGAGUUCAAAAACAUCACUCGUGACGACGCUGGCACAUACACUUGCACAGCGGAAAAUUCUAAUGGAAAGACUUCCAGGAAAAUCAAGAUCGACGUCAAUUACCCGCCGACAAUAGAAAAGGUGGAAGAGACGCUGCUGUUUCCGGAAAACGCCCCGGAGGCGAAAUUGAUAUGCGCCGGGACUGCGAACCCUGUUAAGGAGUCCAUGAUUUCCUGGACCCGCGACGAUUACGAUCUCGCAGCGCGCGGGAAAUUCACGACCGAAAUCCGGGCGCGAACAAAGGAAUUCGUCAGCACGCUGACGAUAUACAACCUGAAGCGCGACGACACCGGAGUUUUCUACUGCCUCGCCAAGAACAGCAUCGGUGACGAGGUGAAGGAGUCACGGAAGCUACUCGUCGAAUACGGCCCUGUCAUGGAUACGACGCCGCAAUUCCAGAAGGCCGCUUCGGACAUCGGCUUCCCCGUCACUUUGAAGUGCCGAGCAACCGGUGCUCCGUCCAUCUCUUUCAUAUGGCAGCGGGAGGGUGAGAAGCUCAAUCCUGGCGAUAUGUACUCCAUCGAAACCAAGAAGCUCGCCGAUGAUCUCAUAACAUGGGACACGGAACUGACAAUCGGCAAAGUGCGGAAAGAGGACUUCGGCUCGUACACUUGCCACGGUCGGAACAGCGUGGGCGACAGCGUGACAUCAAUUUAUCUAAACCGAACGUCGGCCCCGGACGCCGCGCGGACUUUGGAAGCCGCCGAUGUGACGCACGAAUCAAUCACCGUCAAAUGGGAGCCAGGCUUCGACGGCGGCUUUCGGCAAAGUUUCGUACUCAAAUACCGAAGCCCCGAGCAAUCCAUCUACACGUUCGCAGAGGUGAACGGGACAGAGUACACGGUUUUCGGGCUCAAACCCAACCAGAAGUACUACUUCGACAUUAAAGCCAGAAAUAUCAAGGGCGACAGCGAGUUCCUCGGAGAAAUCAGCGCGACAACGAGAGGAUAUUCUCCAUCGCCCGUCGGACCGCCCAUCCCUUCAGAACCAUCACAAACGGAGAUGUCACAGUUACUUGUCGUCGCGAUCAUCGUUGGUGUCGUAGUUCUGGUCGCAAUCAACAUAUCCCUCGUCAGUUGCGUCAUCAAUCGUCGCAGACGACCUCACGCACACAAGCAAGCGCCCAGCGAAUACGGUGGCAGAAGGAACCCGGCGAUCCAAAUGUACACCAGCUCCUACGAGACGUACCCGACGGAACGGACUGGGGACACAGUGAGCUUCACUUCCGAAAAAAGCCAGACGUCAGCGACGACUGACAACACGAUAGCUGCAAAACGGACGUAUUUGCUCGACGAUGGCGAGGUGGCGCCACAUUACAGCGCACCAACCACGAGAAUGGCACAAACACUGCCUCACGUGGUACCUAUGUCAAGAUUCGCGACGGAACGUGAACCACGCCGCCACGAUGAUGAUAAUCAAUAUCUGGACAUGUCCGGACAGCUCAAUUCUCUUCCAGUAUAUGCGAAUGGCUUCCACAAUGGUACCCUUGGAUUGCAGUCAAUCCUUCGAGGACGACACUUGUCUGAUGCGGAAGACGAACGACCGGCAGAGAGAAGGCCAGUGCACUUGGGAACCCUGCCGCGGUCCAUGGGUUCGACCAAGAACUUCGAAUGGCGUGACAUCGACGGAACACAAAUGCAACGAGACCGACUCAUGAGUUUCCCGUCAAGGAACCAGUUCUCGCCCGUAGUCGGCAGCCCCGUGAUGUCCACGUUCCAGAGGCCCUUCCGACCUGAAGAAUUUGUCCACCGCCAGUUCAUCUGACUCCGUUUUUUUUGUUUUUUGUUUUGCUUUGCCCGAAAGAAGAACUAUUGAUCGUCUCAGUGAAGAGCUUAUUUGUGAUCUGAUAUUUUUGUUCGCUCCUGUUGUGUCGCCAAGUCUCAUGUUGCAGAUUUUUUGAUCAAAUGUUACUUCGUAUUGUUGUAUGUACUCUCUCGCCCUCUUUGACAAGAGCCAUUUGCGUGAUUAUUUUGUAUUUGCCAUCAAAAAUGCUGUAAGCAGAAAUAAUAGCUCUUUUUCGACUUA